AUGAUGAUGUCUAAAAUGGAUAUGGAAGGAAGUAUAGGCACUAAGGAACAUCUAGCCAAAGGAAAGCGAACGAAACGAGGGAUAAGGAUGUUGUCUCCUUGCACCGUGGCGAAUACCACGGUGACAUCAAGUUGCUCGAGUGCUACUGGAGGUGGUGGAAGAUCGUUUUCUUCCACCAGCUUCGAUAGCACUGAGGAGAAAGAGGAAGCUGAUAUGGCUAAUUGUUUGAUUCUCUUAGCUCAAGGAAGAACAGGAGGACAAGGUUGUCAAAACCACCAUCAACAAGUUGGUGGCUAUAACAAUAUAGUAACGGAAAAGGCAACAAGAAACGGUUUUGAAAGCUAUGAGUGCAAAACUUGUAACCGUUUUUUCCAUUCAUUUCAAGCGUUGGGUGGACACAGAGCAAGUCACAAGAAACCAAAGAUGAAAGAACUCAUUUCCGCAGGUGAAUUCGAAGAAGAAAAUAAUCAUAUUCAUAACAAGAAUGUUUCUACUAUUAGUCCUCUUGUUCCUCCUCAUGUUUCUCUUGAAUUAAGGUGUGGUGGUAGUUUAAAUUUCCAUGGCCAUGGAAACAAUAACAAACUCAAUAGAUCCAACAAGGUUCAUGAGUGUUCGAUUUGCGGCGCGGAAUUUACAUCCGGUCAAGCAUUGGGUGGUCACAUGAGAAGACACAGAGCGUGUAGUAACAAAAACAACAACAACAACGUUGGUGAUGUUCAUGUGAAGACUCGAAACGUUCUAGAAUUGGAUCUUAAUCUUCCAGCACCGGAGGAGGAUCUCCGGGAUUCAAGUUUUCAGUUUCCGGCAAUGGUGGGUUGCCAUUAUUAG
Messenger RNA from Lathyrus sativus (Indian pea), 828 nucleotides. The record is from the annotation of a GenBank genome assembly. Lineage: Eukaryota; Viridiplantae; Streptophyta; Magnoliopsida; Fabales; Fabaceae.